CUCAUCCGCCUGUCAAGCCCAAGCAGCAGCAGCCAACGCAGGGGGACAGCUUCCCAGAGCUGUAACCUACCUGUGUUCGGGCACCCUAUCCACUUUAACUCAUGCUGUGUAUAGUAAAAGCUCGGAACAGAAUCGGUCCGAGAUGAAUCGCAGCCUGAGGACCAGGAGGUGAUCCAGGAGGCUGUUCCGUGAUGCUGGACUCAGGUGAUCCACAGGCUCAACUGAACAGUGAGAUGUCCCUUUUUAAAGGGGCUUUGAAUCAGCCACACGGAGAGGAGAAAAUGACCUUAAUCGCUCAUUCUGUCGCUGAGGUGUUCCCUUGAACCGCAAACACACUUUCUGAAACACAAACUAGACGACACUCAAUAGACACCUGCAAGCAAAACAUACGCUUCAGGCCCUGCCUUCCACAACCUGGAACCUUAACCUUACUCCAUGGAUUCCUUUGGCCUUCACUUUGAGAGAAUGAGCAACUUGGACUUGCACCCUUUAAGCCUGCCGAUCAGCCGGCUCUCUCCAGCAAAGUCCACCAGCAGCAUUGCAGACCAGCUCCCCCACCAUCAGCACGGGAAGGGGGACUCCGCCUACAGCUCCUUCUCCGGCGGCUCCACCGUUCCAGACUACCCGUCACCCUUCCUCCAGGAUGACCUGCAGCCCAGCGCCUUUAACCACUACACCGAUCUGAAGUAUGUGAAAGCGGUGUACCAACCCUGCCAGGCUCACCAGUCCGAGACACGGACCAUGGACCAGCUGUAUCACUCUGUGGAGGCCAUCUCUCAGCAGCAUCGCACCAUCAACAACCGACGGCAAAACGGACACGAUAGAUGUCACGCCGAGAGCAAACUGACUGCCUCCCCUAAUCCUUCCAGUUCCCAUCAACCUCCUCCACCGCCGCCCGCACGCCUGGAUAGCCUAGUAGCCACGAGGAACCUAGAGAACAGCCGAGGCCACCAUCAGGGUACUAAACCCCAACCUCAGCCACUACGCACACGGACGCAGCAAACGCCCUUCAGUCACUUCCAGCCGUCAACCCUGCCUCAAGACACUCUCAAAUCAAAUGACACAGCUGAUCCAGAGCCCCGCAACCUAGUCUAUGGGGGCUGGCGGGUAACCCAGCAAGGACCGCCGCUGUCUCAUCAGCCUCCCAGUUACCGGCCUCCACCUCAACGCCAUGACGUGGUCAAUUUCUCAGACUCGGAACACAUUAUCCCUGCCCAUCAGAGCAAAUUGGGGCAGCAGCAAAUAUCAGCCAGCCACCUUAACAAACCACCAGCUCAGGGCACCAACCAAAUGGAGAAUCAAAAGAACAGACAGAGGACCAGGAGUAGUGAUUUAACAAACAAAGGAAGCAAUCAUUUUGAUCGCUAUCGCAAAAGGGCGCACUCCGCCAAAGAGAGUUCCCAGAGUCUGGUCCCAGAGCCAGACAGGUCUUCAAGCCCGAGCAGUUUCGGCCAGAACUUGACCGCCAGCAGCAGCAGCCAGCAUAAGGGUCAGUUUUAUUUUGUAACAGGUAGACAGACAGGAACCGGUGGAAGGAAACUCUCUGUGUCGUCAUGUGCCUCUGAGGCAGGAAGCGAGAGCUCCACCGUGGUGGAGACGUUCACUCUCAGGGAGAAGGAAAGAUGCCACAGCACCAUGGACAAUUUCUUCAGGCCCACCCAGCACAGGCCUUACAAAUCCACGGAAGCACUUUCAGAUAAGAUGCCAGUUUACCCUCCAAUGUCUCAGGAGCAGGACUCUGUGUUCGAGAGCCAGGAUGAGAACCUGAGUACAACGUUCAAUGGACCUUAUCCAAUGACAACACAGCCCUCCCACAAGUUUGACUCAUUAGAACAGAUGCACUUGAUACAAUGUCAGGAGAUGGGCCGUCACACAGCUACCAACCCCAUCUUCUUCUGUGGCCCAGAGGAAAGUCACACCCUCAAAGGAAAUCAAACGCCAGCAAAAGGGGGCGCUAAAUUGAUAAGCAAUGACCAGCUCAUUUUUCGCAAGAGAGAAGAUCUGGCAAAGAAAGGUAGAAGACAACCACUAGGGGAUGUAGCGAGUGAAAGAAUCAACAAGGAAACCACUCCACUUCUCUACCAUCUGACCGGUGCCAGCAGGACGGCGCCGAAGCCCAAAAAGGACGUUUUUGUCAGUGUAAAAUGCGAAGAAACAACCUUUAACAAAGCUUGUCAAAAAGAAAUUAAUGCACACAGGAAGGAGAGAUCUCUUCCGAUCGAAGCCGUUGCAGAAGGUGGUGGGGAGGUUAUUUUUAAUGCCUGCAACACGCUGGAUGACUCAUUUAAGAAAUACUACAAGGAACAGCUCAAGGACGCCCAGUCUAAAGUCUUGAGGGAGACUUCGUUCAAACGCAAGGAUCUCCAGCUGUCCUUGCCCCACCGGAUCAACGAGAAAAGACUCGAGCUGCGGCCCUCGGUAAUGCAUCAUUUCAGCGCUUCACAGGACUCCGAGACGUCAACAGACACUCUGACCCCGUCAAUAACAUCAGGGGAGAUGGAGAUAGGGAGCAUCAAAAAAGAGGUUGUGGAGGAAGAGAAGGAUGAAGAAGGUCAAAGGGAAAAUGGAAGACCUUUGAAUGUGGCACAGCCCCAAGUGGCUCGCAUUGGCUGCCGGAAACGUCUGACUCAAGAGAAGAAGAAGAUGUGCUUCUCUGAACCUGAGAAGCUUCAUCAGCUGGGUGACUCUACAUACCAUUCAUCUUGCAGUUCCCUUGGGAAUGAAUUGGAGCAGUUCAUCUCAACGGAAUGUCUCACAACACAGGAACCAGGACAGCAUGGAGAGCAAGGGUUUGUGGCAGCCAGGAGGAAGAUCUUUGAGACACGAGGCCGAGCCUUUUCUGCUUCCAAUCUCUCAAAGACAAACCUCAAGAACCUUCAGCACAAAGCGCUGGUGGAGUAUGUUGAACGCAAGACGGGCCACAAGGUUGCUGAGCCCCAGCAGCCUGGGCCUCAAUUACCACCUCCCUCAAGACAGAGGCACUCUGUUGGGGAGAAGCCAGUUGGGUCGGCGGCCAAGUCCCCUGUGAGCACAGGCGGUCAGGGGUUCAAGAAGAAACUCAACAGGCCGCAUUCAGCAGGCCACAUCCUUGAUUCUUCCAGCAGUUCCAUCAGAUAUGCCCAGUUUUUCUCAGCUCAGCAAGCUCACUCUAGAUUGUUCCAAGGCAGUGGCCAACCCAGCAUGAAGGAGGGCCAGAGUGCUCAAGGAAAGUCUGCCUCUGUGGAGAGCUUGUUGAGCCAGACAGAACCCGCAGACCUCUUCAGGAACCGGUCUAGAUCCAUACCAUAUGCAUUUCAGGCACAUGGCCCAGAGGAUGAUUCAUCUCCGGCCGAUGCUAUGGAAACCCAGAGAAGUGAGCCUGGGCUUGCGUCUGAGGAGGCCAGGCCGGCAGCCCCGGAGGUCCAGCAGCGGGUCCGCGUGGUCGCCCAGAGGGGGAAGUCCAUGGAGGAGCUGGGAACAAUGAGGUGCUCCAGACCCCCGGUGCUGAGCAAGAGCACUGAACAGCUCGAGCAGUUCUGGGAUCCCGCAGUGAGAUCUGGAAGGGAGAACAGGAGCCUGCCCUCUGUCUUGGAUGAUGGACGACUAGACAAGAUGGCCCACCUUCAGGGUCUGGAGCAAGCAAGGCAGAGCAUGGAGACCCUUGGCCUGGAAAGGGCCCGGCCACAAAAAUGGACCCACAAGAGAACCCCGUCCAAGGCAAGUUCAAACUCACAGCUGGGGCCUGAUGAGGAGAGCAGCCCUGCGGCACAUGCAGAAGCCAAGAGCUUGAGUAGAUCCGACUCCCCGGCCUCCGGCAACUGUUCUCGGUACAGAAUUCCCUCGGGCACUCCUAGCUCGCAUGGGUCUGUCUGGGAUGAGGGAAGGCUCAGUGUACCUGGCAGUGAACCCUCUGACCCCCAGUCACCAAACGGGCCGGAGAGCAGAGAAAGAGGCAUCAAAUCGACCCCGGCCAACCUAUCUGUGCUCAGUCAGGCGAAGUCUCCAAAGGACAGCAAGCCCGGGUCCAGAGACAGAAAGUCGACCAGUGGGUCUGCGUCGCACCAAGCGUGGCCAUUGGAUGAAUCCCAAGUUAUAGCCCCACCCCCUGAUUCCAACCAGGAGGACGAGCUGCCGUCCCCUCCUCUUCCUCCUCGUGUGGUCAGCGAUGAGAGCCACGACUCCCCACUCAGCGACGACGUAUUUGAGUACCAUUCCGAGUCCCCCAGCCUGGGUUCCCCUGCGCUGAACGCUGCACCAUUUCAAUCUCCCUCUCACGGCGUCUCCGGCGCCCCACCCAUCGCCGCCGUGGACGUGGAGGCCCUCGCCGAGACCACGGGCACACCGGACCCAGAAGGAGAGCCGCCACCGGAGCAGCCCCCCGCGGGGAAGCCGGGCUGGACGGAGCUGGCGGUGGCGGUGGUGAAGGCGGACCCGUCGCUGGCCAAGGCGCUGUACCCGCUGGCCGACCGCAAGACGGCGCUGAUGCUGAUGGAGCAGCUGCUGUCGGAGGACACCCUGCUGAUGGAGGAGCACUACAAGAAGAAACAGGGGCAGAGGGGGCCGGCACCGAGUGCUGCGGAUGUCCAGCCCUUAUCUGCUUUUGACGAAGACGAGCACCCUGUUCCAAGUUCAGAUCCACAGGUCCAGGCGAGCAUCACUGAGAAGAAGCGCGUCCUGGUGUCCUACGCAGAGGAGCGCCUGCGGGGCCUGGAGGCGGAGCGCGGGCCCCUGGUGACGGAGGUCCAGGAGAACGCGGCGCGCGGCGAGGCGGUGCUGGCGCUGGUCCGGCAGCGCUGCCUGCCCUUGGAGGUGGAGCGCUACAGCCUCUUCGUCGGGGACCUGGAGCGAGUGGUCAGCCUGCUGCUCUGCCUCUCGGCCCGGCUGGCCCGCGUGCAGAACGCCCUGAGCACCGUGGACCAGCACACCGACGCAGAGGAGAAGGAGUCCCUGGACAGCCGCCACCGCCUGCUGUGCAAACAGCGCGAGGACGCCAAGGACCUGAAGGACAACCUGGACCGGCGGGAGAGCGUGGUCUCCGCCUUCCUGGCCCCCCAUCUGAGUGACGCCCAGCUGGGGGGCUACCGGCGCUUCGUCCAGACCACCGCCUCGCUGCUGAUCCGGCAGAAGGACCUGGAGGAGCGGCGGCAGCUGGCCGAGGAGCAGGCCGAGGCCCUGAGGAGCAGCCUGCCGCCGGGCCCCUGAGGGCCCCCGAGGGCCCCGGAGGGAGGGAGGGGGAAGAG
Gadus macrocephalus (Pacific cod) is the source of this 5219-nucleotide messenger RNA. It is a transcript of the gene shroom1, whose product is annotated as shroom family member 1. Gene Ontology annotation, cellular component: cortical actin cytoskeleton; apical junction complex; adherens junction. Gene Ontology annotation, biological process: actin filament organization. The coding region runs from base 436 to 5181 and encodes 1581 amino acids. Gene Ontology annotation, molecular function: actin filament binding. NCBI's taxonomy places the organism in Eukaryota, Metazoa, Chordata, Actinopteri, Gadiformes, Gadidae. The record is from RefSeq and is a predicted model, not a curated record. The transcript is spliced from 9 exons.